AUGCAAAAUUUAGCUGCUUCAGCAAAUCUACAGCUUUUCUCGAAGGCUCUUCAAGAAACUGCCCAACAACCAAACGACACUUCAGAACAUAAACAACAGCAGCAGCAAAAUCCUGUAAUUUCUGCUGCUGAUUUGCAACAUUAUAUGUUUCCUCAUUUGGAAAAUCAUUUGGAUCAGGCAAGUUUUUCUUUUGUAAAUUUAUCUUAAAAAAUUUUUUAAAAUUUCUGAUUCUUUUUUAUCUUGUCUUUCUAUUUUUACAAUGUCGACAUUUUGUCGUUUUCUAAUUUUGUCUGGUGUUGCGACAAUUGCGGAAGACAGUUUCGGAUAUGUAUAACAAUAACUGAUACAUAUAAAAUUCAAGAAAAAAUUAAAAUGAAGUAAAAUAGUAAUUAUGGAGUCCUUUUGACAGAUUCCGUCCUAACCCUAGGGUCUUAAAUUAUUUCAGGAUUGAUAGGGGAUUGAAAAAAAAUUUUUUUAAAGCUUUACGUCCGCAAUUGUCUUAUCAAAAAUUGUCGCAACACCAUUUUGACUUGUU
Molecule: messenger RNA, 535 nt
Organism: Meloidogyne enterolobii
Lineage: Eukaryota; Metazoa; Nematoda; Chromadorea; Rhabditida; Meloidogynidae
Source: the annotation of a GenBank genome assembly